Molecule: messenger RNA, 616 nt
Organism: Laccaria bicolor S238N-H82
Lineage: Eukaryota; Fungi; Basidiomycota; Agaricomycetes; Agaricales; Hydnangiaceae
Exons: 3
Coding region: 80-445 (121 amino acids)
Source: RefSeq, a predicted model, not a curated record
CUAUAUAAUCCUCCUUCGCUUGACCUCUUCUUCUACCAAGCACCCAUUCCUCCUCUUUCUCCAUACGUCACGUUGUACGAUGGCCGAAGUCCAGACCGCCCCAGCGACCGUCGAGAUCAACGAUGCUAUCUUUUGUACCCACUACAAGGAAGUCUGCUCGGAUUGUAGCUUUGACGGGAGGGAGGAGAAUGAUUCUUUCUUUGGCCUCGACCCCAUCGAUCGUGAGGGCAUUGAGUGUCCUGCCUCUAUCGUAAACAAGGAUGGUAACUAUCAGUGCAAGAAGCAUGGCUCGACUGGUACGUCCCUUGUCCCGUCCAUCUGCUCCUCUCCCCCACACCCGACACGGAUCUCACCCCUAAUUGGUUUAGGCUGCAACCAGUGUUAUGGCUGGAAGAAGCAGAUUAAUAGAGCGCGUACUGCAGCUAAGAAAGCUGGCAGGAAGUAGCCCCCUUCACUCGUCGCCACCCAUGGGCGUCUCAUGUGUAGUCGCGUGCCCUACUCAAGACGUCAUCGCGCUGCGGUCGCGUGCCUAGGGCUUCGUCGUGUAUACUAUUCAAUGUAUCAAAUUUUCGCGUGUAAAACAAAUCCUGUCGAUUCGAUGUUCGAAGGUCCGGAC